This is a messenger RNA of Penicillium cosmopolitanum, 2118 nucleotides long. Its product is annotated as putative C6 transcription factor (Leu3). The record is from RefSeq and is a predicted model, not a curated record. Gene Ontology annotation, biological process: regulation of DNA-templated transcription; DNA-templated transcription. Bases 1 to 2118 code for a protein of 705 amino acids. Gene Ontology annotation, molecular function: transcription cis-regulatory region binding; DNA-binding transcription factor activity, RNA polymerase II-specific; zinc ion binding. NCBI's taxonomy places the organism in Eukaryota, Fungi, Ascomycota, Eurotiomycetes, Eurotiales, Aspergillaceae. Gene Ontology annotation, cellular component: nucleus. The transcript is spliced from 7 exons.
AUGGCGGGCGUUAAUCAUGCGCCAGUCUCCAUGGCUGCUUCCGACAUGCAGAAUCGCAAACGCAAUGUGACCAUGGCGGGGAUCGACAGCUCACCGGGGAGUAUUGACGAGGCGGAGGAUAUCGACGGUCGUGAUGACAAGAGGCGCCAACCCGUGAAGCGUGCCUGUAAUGAAUGUCGACAACAAAAGCUCCGUUGCGAUGUUGUCCAAGAUCCGUGGGUUGAUUGUUCUCGAUGCCGUCGGCUGAAACUGGACUGCAAAAUCGAGUCGAAUUUCAAGCGGGUUGGGAAACGUAGCCGCAAUGCCGAGAUGGAACGCGAGAUUAUCGAAUUGAGAAAACAAAUCUUGACCAACCCUUCUUCGACACCACUUCCCCAGCAACCUAUACCGGCAGGCCAAUUGACGCCCAAGCAGGAGUCCAGCCAAGUCAGCCCCGCUGGCGAAGCCGUAGCAUCGCUACUUGACCUGCGAUCAGGAUUUGAUGGAUCGAACUAUAUGCGGAAUGGAAGCCAACAAUUCAAGCGACUCGAAGAUGUUAUGAUCGCUCCAGAGAAAGUAACGGAGCUGUUCAACAUGUUCUUCACCUACAGCCAUCCUUUUUUACCGUUCUUAGACCGACAGCAAUCCCCGGACGAUUACUAUGCUGCUUCACCUUUGCUGUUUUGGACGAUUAUUAGUGUUGGUGCUAGGCGAUAUCAGGGUGACACUGGCUUGUUGAACUCUCUUGCAGGUCCUGUCACUCGCCUGGUAUGGAGCACUCUAGCAGACAUUCCUCAAAGCUAUCAUGUUGUUAAGGCGCUCUGUUUGCUAUGCUCGUGGCCAUUUCCCACGAGCAGUACGUCCACUGAUCCGACAUUUAUGCUUUGCGGAAUGAUGAUCCAGGUUGCCAUGCAGCUUGGACUUCAUCGGCCAUCCCACAGCCAAGACUUCAGCAAAUUCCGUGUGGAACUUAUUGAAGAUGAGCUUAGAGAUAAAGUACGCACGUGGGCCAUUUGUAACAUAGUUGCACAAAGAGUUUCUACUGGAUACGGUCAACCACCGUCAACAAUCUACGACUGGACAUUAUCCUCGAAUGAUUCCUCGGACCCCAACUUCAAACUACCCGGGGAAAUCCGAUCUAGGUUGGAGAUCGAGGAAUUCUGCGAUAAGAUCACCAGAGCACUAUAUACAAACCGACGUGAUCCCGUCGGUCUGACUAGCGAUCGGGAGAGAAGCACCUUGCUUUCGUUCCUUUCGCGGGAUUUUGACGAACUUGAAGAACACUUCAAAGGACAAAACGAUUGUAUCACCGAUCUAUUUCUUCGUGCUUCAAAUCUUCAUCUCCAUCUGUCAGCGUUCUUGGAUGACCCUUCCGCGAAAGAUUACCGGGAGCGUCUCCUUUCGCUUUACGUUGCAACCACAUCAUUCCUUGAGGUGGCAAUGAAGCUUGAGACUGAAGUUGGACCAGUUCUAUCCUAUACCCCAUACUACGUUUACCAAAUGAUGGUCGCUGCCGGCUGCACUCUUCUCAAAUUGAGCAAGAGCUUCUUUGCCGCCCACAUUGACAUGGAAUACACGAAAAGUCUAUUUAACCGCACCAUUUGGGCUGUUCGCGGUGUAUCUGUAUCAAGCAAUGACCUGCCAGAACGUCUUGCCGAGGUUCUGGCCCAGAUGUGGAGAUUGAGUGGUGCCCCCCAGAUAACAAGCGGAUCCGACGUGGAUGAUUCUCUGAGACUGAAGGUUCGCUGCCGAAUGAGCAUGUCUCUACUCUUCGACUCUGUCUGGCGAUGGCGAGAGGAUGCCAGAACCAAGGGUCGAAACAUUGAAGCCUAUCUCAAAAACCCGACCAACCCCGAUUCAGCAGCCGAUUCAUCCGCAACGUCAUCCGUCGGCCCUCUACACACAUCUACAUCCACGCCUGGUAUAUCCGGUGGCGAUCCAAGCCUUGCACCAGCACCAAUAAUCCCAGCCAACCUGGGGGUUCAGGCGCCAGGUACUGGCGUUGGCGGACUUCCUAGCGGAUUCAUGGAACCGAACUACGAGGUUUUCGACCCGCUUAACUGGCUGCUCGACGGCCUGGUCGACUUGCCUUACUCAUACUCCGCUAUGGGCGGAAUGGAGCCACAGGGCAUUGCAUAA